Molecule: messenger RNA, 336 nt
Organism: Suillus plorans
Lineage: Eukaryota; Fungi; Basidiomycota; Agaricomycetes; Boletales; Suillaceae
Exons: 2
Coding region: 1-336 (111 amino acids)
Source: RefSeq, a predicted model, not a curated record
AUGGGUCGCAGAAAGACCUGCAUUAAAAAUAGGCUCAAGAACCUGCAUAAAAAUCCCCCUAAAGUCAAGUCCCAAGCACCAGAACUCGUCAAGCUGUAUCGCUCGGGUCCUCGGGUCCACAAGAUGGAAGAUAUGGAAAAGCAUGUCAGUGCAUGUCUUGAUGAUAUUCCGUUAUUGCAGAUCCGAAGGUAUGCAAAUCGUUCCGCAAGGUUCAUGGAUGCAUAUACCAAGGGUCUUACAGGGCCACAAGCAGUUUGGGCGACGAGGAAAUAUCACGGACAUCGAGUCGUUCCGAAUUCUAUUUUGGAGGCUUUAGACACAGCGGGAAAGAUAUGA